This is a messenger RNA of Galeopterus variegatus (Sunda flying lemur), 780 nucleotides long. RefSeq names its product meiotic nuclear division protein 1 homolog. Gene Ontology annotation, biological process: reciprocal meiotic recombination. Gene Ontology annotation, cellular component: nucleus. Bases 1 to 780 code for a protein of 259 amino acids. The record is from RefSeq and is a predicted model, not a curated record. The transcript has 8 exons. Gene Ontology annotation, molecular function: double-stranded DNA binding. NCBI's taxonomy places the organism in Eukaryota, Metazoa, Chordata, Mammalia, Dermoptera, Cynocephalidae.
AUGCCCCGGCCUGGCGUUGGCCGCUCCCCGGGCUGCAGGGGCGGGCGCCCGGCCCUCGGGCUCCCAGCCUGUGGAGGUCGGGUCGGCGCCGCGGCCGUGCCGCCCUUCCCCGCCGCACUCCCUGCCCGUCGGCACCCGCCUCUGUCCCCGGGGCCCGGCCGAAGCUCAAAGAAGAAAGGACUGAGUGUAGAAGAAAAGAGAGUUCGUAUGAUGCAAAUAUUUUUUGAAACAAAAGAUGUAUUUCAAUUAAAAGAUGUGGAGAAGAUAGCUUCCAAAGAGAAAGGCAUUACUGCUACGUCAGUGAAAGAAGUUCUUCAAAGUUUAGUUGAUGAUGGUAUGGUUGACUGUGAGAAGAUUGGAACUUCUAAUUAUUAUUGGGCAUUUCCAAGUAAAGCUCUUCAUACCAGGAAACGUAAGUUGGAGGUUCUGGAAUCUCAGUUGUCUGAGGGAAGGCAAAAGCACGCAAACCUCCAGAAAAGCAUUGAGAAAGCUAAAAUUGGCCGACAUGAGACAGAAGAGCGAACCAUGCUGGCAAAAGAGCUUUCUUCUCUUCGGGAGCAAAGGGAGCAACUAAAGGCAGAAGUAGAAAAAUACAAAGAAUGCAACGCACAAGUUGUAGAAGAAAUGCGUCAAGCAAAUAAAAUAGCCAGAGAAGCUGCUAACAGAUGGACUGAUAACAUAUUUGCCAUAAAAUCUUGGGCCAAAAGAAAAUUUGGGUUUGAAGGAAAAAAAAUUGAUGAAAAUUUUGGAAUUCCAGAAGACUUUGACUACAUAGACUAA